AUGGCCGACGACCCCCUCCUCAGCGACCUGUGCGGCGUCUGCAACCGCAACCCCCCAAAAUACCGCUGCCCCCGAGACUCCGUGCGCACAUGCUCCCUUCCGUGCUACAAACGCCACCAGCAGUGGGCCCAGUGCAAUGGGAAGAGAGACGCCGCCUCCUUCGUCAAGCGUAGCGAUCUUGCGACCCCCCGCGGCAUCGAUCACGACUACAACUUCCUGACGAGCAUUGAGCGCGGACUGCAGCGUGCCGACGACGACGCCGAGGCGCGCGGCCAUGAGAAUAAGAAGUACGAGCAAAAUCAGGCCAAGCUGCAGCGCUACCUGCAGAGCAACCGCAUUAUUGUGGACCGAGCGCCCAUUGGCAUGACCAGACAGAAGACGAACCGCACGCGGAUGACCAAAGGUGGACAUGUUCGCUGGUGCGUCGAGUGGCUGCAGGAAGACGAUUGCCGGGAUCUGCAGGAAGCCGACGCUGACCAGUCGUUAACCGACCUGUAUGCCAUGCACUUGACCGAGCGAUCCCGCAAGAGGAAGCGCACGGAACAACACAGCGACGGCCUCCAGAAUCCUCCGAAACAAAAGAAAGAGGAGAGUGUCUCGAUCCAGGCAGUUAAAAGCCACCAAACUUCCGUUUUGGGACAGCCUGCCUCUGAGCCUGCUUCUGACGAUACACAAGCAGUGCCAACCGAUGUCAGCGCCUCGGCCGAGCAGUCGAAGCAAGAUUCCCACUCGGCUCAACCAGCGCCAGAGGUGUCCACAGCAGCAGACAAUAAGCACAAUGACCAAAACCCGCAGGCUCACACACCACUCUUCUCCUUCUAUCUCCUCAAACCGCAUACACCCUCCUCUCUGCCCCGCGUCUUGAUUCCCCUUGAUCCGAGCUCCACUCUCACAGAGGCGCUUUCCACACAGGUAGUUCUCGAGUAUCCCACCAUCAAGGUGGUACCGCGCCAAGCCGCCGAUGCCGCGCUCCCCGAAGGUUUCAUGCUCGAAGAAGAUUACAUUCGGCAGACCAAGCAGGAUGUGCAAGAGCUUGAAGAGCUUAUCGGGCCGGACGGGCAAGUGAUGACAGCUGCAAAGGUCCGAAGGGACAAUGAACCUGGCAUUGGAAGCAGUGGUGCCGGAGACGACGGGCCAGUCGAUGACCAAAAGCUGCUCGAAGUCCUGACGAGGGACCUGAACGCGCGUAAGUGA
This is a messenger RNA of Lasiodiplodia theobromae, 1194 nucleotides long. Its product is annotated as Hit finger domain protein. The record is from RefSeq and is a predicted model, not a curated record. Lineage: Eukaryota; Fungi; Ascomycota; Dothideomycetes; Botryosphaeriales; Botryosphaeriaceae. Gene Ontology annotation, cellular component: pre-snoRNP complex; nucleus. Gene Ontology annotation, biological process: box C/D snoRNP assembly; snoRNA localization; maturation of LSU-rRNA from tricistronic rRNA transcript (SSU-rRNA, 5.8S rRNA, LSU-rRNA). The transcript is spliced from 3 exons. Bases 1 to 1194 code for a protein of 397 amino acids.